CAAAAUGCCGAUCAUCCAGUCGUGUUGCUGCUGGCGCAGUCUUCGCCGCGGUUGCUAUGCUUCAGCUAUCUACACGCUGAUAUACUUCGCUGUGACAAUAAUAACGAUGGGCCACUUCAUAGAUGUGGAACAUCGGUACCUAUCUGGGCAGAUGACGGAGCCAGAAUCAGAGAGUUUCUUGGAACCAGAUAAAAUCACUCCAAUUACGGUGUCUCUGAACAUAACCCUCUUGGCUUGCAGUACUUUGGGCCUGCUCUCCUGCAUUGUGCUUAUGAUAGGAGUGUAUAAGGACAUCAAAUUCAUGCUCCUACCUUGGAUAUUGUUUAUGGCGCUGGAGACGCUCGUUGAGCUGAUAAACGUCUGUUAUCUAUUUUACUUGCAAACUUUCAACUUCAAUCCCAUCACGUCAUUCCUCUUCACGUUGGAUUUCUUCAUAAUUGCUUUAAACAUCUACGCGCUCGUCUGUGUGAUUUCUCAAUUCCAAGAGUACAUUGAUGGACGAGGAACCGCUGCGUUUGAUUACUCUGACAGGUUGGCUGCAGUACAGUACACGGCUACAGCCCCACAGACCACAACCACUAGUUCUGCGCCGAGCGGGCGCCGACGGUCCGCACCUCGACCUCUGCCGAGCCGCUGCGACCCAGAAGAAUUUUCCGAAGCACCCACUAGGACUAUACCGUCGGUGCUUUCAAAGGCGAGCAGAUCAGCAGUAAAGAAACACGUACAAUUUCCUGAUGAGCAAAGCUGCAUCGAAGAGGCUCCGGAGUCUAUGAAUGGAUCUGAAGAGAAGUCAUCGUCCCGCGUGAUCAGCUCGUUGUGGAUGGAGCUGGAGACGGAGGUGCCACCGCCGGAGCGCUGACGGCGCCGCAGCGAGCAGUACUACCGGCCGAUUUCGCGCGCGCGCAUCGAGCGCCGCAAGAUGUCCGCCGCCGGUGUGCCGCCCGCCGACCAACCCGAUAUACAGGACUCAUCUUUGUAAAUAUCUACUUGUGUACUUGUAUACUAGAACUUUAUCCUUGACUGAUCACAGGCUUUCAAUUUCCCCGGAUAUCCAAGAUGCAUUCUUGU
Messenger RNA from Zerene cesonia (dogface butterfly), 1068 nucleotides. RefSeq lists its product as uncharacterized. Lineage: Eukaryota; Metazoa; Arthropoda; Insecta; Lepidoptera; Pieridae. Bases 5 to 859 code for a protein of 284 amino acids. The record is from RefSeq and is a predicted model, not a curated record. The transcript has 9 exons.